Molecule: messenger RNA, 2227 nt
Organism: Neoarius graeffei (lesser salmon catfish)
Lineage: Eukaryota; Metazoa; Chordata; Actinopteri; Siluriformes; Ariidae
Exons: 12
Coding region: 3-1943 (646 amino acids)
Molecular function (GO): protein binding
Source: RefSeq, a predicted model, not a curated record
GGAUGAACUUGAACCGGGUUCUGGUAAGUUUGUUUGGUGGCUAUUUUUUUUCUUUUCUUUCUCCAGCAAAAAGCAUGGGGAAAACACACUUCUAUGCACUGUGGUCCUUACACGAAGCACCUCGUCAGUGUAUCAGUAACGUGAGCCGGACCAGCUACCAGCUCCAAAUCCCGCUGCCGUUACCCAAACAGCUCGUCGUGUUCAGUCUGGGGGACUGGACCUCAUUUUCUUGCGGGACAACAGUAUUAGUUGAGGUGUUUGUUAGCCCGGAUGUGAAACCGCAGAAAAUUGGAAUUCUUUCACCACGUUCAAGUUGUUUGGUGUGGGAAGGAGAUUGGACAGUGAGCCUUUUAAGCGAAUCCGCAAUGAAGAGCAGGAGAGGUGGAUAUGCCACAGUGUUGCUCACUGUCUGUGGAGAGGUGAAAGCCGGCUUUGUUAGCAGUACGCCAUUGGUGAAAAGGAGACGAUCAGCCCCCAGUCAGUCCACCAGUUUAUCCCAGACCCUUCUGAGCAGUGCUAGCACCAACAAUAUCACAUCUCCGAGAUCAUCGCCUGAGGACACCGUCAGUUAUGCAGAGCUCACAACAAGCAAAGAGGAUAUCCCGAGUAUGAGACUCAGAACAUCAAGAGUUUGGAGUUUGGAAAAAAAUCCAAGCUGGACAGUGAUUGGAAAGAGAGGAUGUAGUUUGAGCUCUGAAGGAUCUGAAACGCAGCGGAGAUCAAGCCAAGGUUCAAACCUCAAGAAGCGCAAACUGAGCAUAUAUACAUCGCAAAAUGUGGAGAGGGAAGUUGUCAAAAUGAUGAGGGAUUGCCGAGCAGAGCACCCAUCAAAGCGCUGGAACCAUACCAUGUGUUUAUGUGAUCCUGACACAGCUGUCCUGGUUGGUGGGGAGACUGCAGACCACAACUUCUGUACGGACUCCAUAUGGAAGCUGGAAAUUGAUGGUGAUUUUUGGUUCCCCAUGAAUUCCUCUACGGUUGGUCCACUCCCUCCCAGCUCUCAAGGGCACUCUGCAGCCUUUGACCCUAAAAAUAAGGUGGUUUAUGUGUAUGGUGGCCUUAGAGAAGGUCAACGCUAUAGUGAUGUUUAUAUGCUGGACACCCUGACCUGGAAGUGGAAACUUAUUAAAUCAAAAGGAAAUGUCCCAUCAUUGGCGUACCACAGCUGCAGUAUUUAUAAGGGUGAGCUGUAUGUAUUUGGAGGGUUGCAGCCCAGUCGAGGUCCUGGAGGCAAAACUUGCAGUAAUGCUCUUUAUAUCUUCAACCCUGAACAUGAGCUGUGGUACCAACCAAUUGUGGAAGGGCACCGUCCUCUUCCCAGGUUUGGGUCAGUGUGCCAUUUUAUUACUAGCCUUUCUGGUGCUUGGGCAGCAAUACAUUUGCAUAAUUGUAUAUUUCAUGCCUCUCAGUACUUGUUGAUAUUUAUAAACAGGCACUCCAGCACCCUACUGCAUGACAAAAUAGUGAUAUUUGGAGGCCAAAAAACUGCUGCCUACCUCAAUGACCUCCACAUUUUAGACCUUGGCUUUAUGGAAUACGCUGCAGUGAAAUAUGAAAACAUGCCACCCCUUGCCCGUGGGUUUCAUGCUGCUCUGCCCAUGUCUGACAACAGGGUUCUGAUCAGCGGAGGCUGCAGUGCUUUAGGAGCACUACAAGAUCUCUAUCUCUUCAAUAUAGAGACCAGCUGCUGGACAUCAGUGGUGUGUCCAUUGCUCUCCUCAAAGCCUCGUGCUGGACACAGUCUAAUCAGUCUGACUGGCACUGCACCUUCACACACUGGUGAAAGAGACCGGGGAGAUGGCCAGUACACCAUCGUAGUGUUUGGGGGCUCAGAUUGUAUUGGCACAUUUUAUGAUGAUACAGUCCAGUGUGUCAUGGAAAUCCCUGAUGAAGGACGGGGACUACAUAUAAAAGCAACUUGCAAGAUCAUGGUGCAUUAUUGAGAAACUUGACUGUUAAGUGGUGCAACUUUUAUUCUAAAACUUCAACUUUUUUUCCCCCCCUUCACAGCACUUAUGAGAGAAAAUGGAACUUCUUGUCAAGAAGGCCUUUUUUAUUUUUUUCCUUUUUACAUUUUAUUUUAAAGCUGAUUUUACAGGUUUAAACAGCUGCUUGGCAGCUACUGUUUAUUUACUACAAAGUGAAAUUUCUAUUUUCAGUAAAAUUGUCUGGCAAUUUCAGAGAUUAACACACCAUUUGUCAUUUUGGUCCAAUGAAUGUUUCCAUU